Messenger RNA from Strongylocentrotus purpuratus (purple sea urchin), 819 nucleotides. Its product is annotated as V(D)J recombination-activating protein 1-like. The transcript is spliced from 2 exons. Gene Ontology annotation, biological process: V(D)J recombination. Lineage: Eukaryota; Metazoa; Echinodermata; Echinoidea; Camarodonta; Strongylocentrotidae. Gene Ontology annotation, molecular function: ubiquitin protein ligase activity; sequence-specific DNA binding; endonuclease activity. The coding region runs from base 1 to 819 and encodes 272 amino acids. The record is from RefSeq and is a predicted model, not a curated record.
AUGUGGUUUGAACCGCCGACCCUCGAGUCGAGAGACGAGAGUCCGAACCUCUUCACCACAACGCUUCCGGAAUUUGCAGAGCCAAAUUGUGUAGGUGUGGCCUGGAGCUACCACGAGGCAGUUGCCAAGACACUUGAAGAGAUGGAUUUAGAUAUUGCUGAAGGGCUCAUGUGGGAAGGGUUUCCCGAUGAUGACACAACCAUGAUCAAGACUACAAUCAAAGACGGGGCUGAUGGCAUGGGGGACAUAUCUGUUCACAAAGGAGCAUCAGAUUCGUAUUUGCCGGAUAAGGCUUUCAGAGCUUCGUUCGCAGUGCUCAAGUGUGAGGCUGUCACACAAGAUGGAUCGACAGUGACUCUUUUUGAGGAGGAGAAGCCAAAUGCUGUUCAGGUAAACAGACCAAUAAUGGAGGCGAUUGGAGACAUAAAUUCAUCCUCAACUUCAGCCCAGCUGCUACGAGAUAUUGAGCGGGAACGCAAACUCAUGCACGACCAUACCAUGAAAAUGUAUACAGCUUCGUUGACGCGUCUUCAUAAGCUUAAAAUAUUUAACAGUAUGAUAGAUGAAAAACUAGAUCGAGCAGAUGGAGGAUUGCAAGGCAGCGGCUCAGAAUAUCUGUGUACCCUCUGUCAUGCCACGCGGGACACUGCGAAAACAGAGCUUGGCACCUUUCGUAUUGAGAAGACUUAUCAGGAGACAGCCGACAUAGGCAGAUAUAUGAAGGUCAAUCCUGAUAAGCUCUCUCAGGCAGAACUGGCGGACAUCUCAAAGGGUGCGGAGAACUGGCGGAGCCAGUUCUCCUAUCAGAGCCCCGUAUAA